Messenger RNA from Betta splendens (Siamese fighting fish), 1871 nucleotides. RefSeq names its product O-sialoglycoprotein endopeptidase (gene osgep). The transcript has 12 exons. Gene Ontology annotation, biological process: tRNA threonylcarbamoyladenosine modification. The record is from RefSeq and is a predicted model, not a curated record. NCBI's taxonomy places the organism in Eukaryota, Metazoa, Chordata, Actinopteri, Anabantiformes, Osphronemidae. The coding region runs from base 97 to 1128 and encodes 343 amino acids. Gene Ontology annotation, cellular component: EKC/KEOPS complex; cytoplasm.
AAAGCUACAGCCUCCAAUGUUUGGGUCCUUACCACCUCCUCGUUGAGCAGUUAAACGAGGUAAAAUUAAUCGGCUACAAGUCUCUUGUGAAUUUAUAUGGACGUGAGUUAUCUGAGACAACAGAGUGGGGUUGCUGCAAUGACUGUCAUAAUUGGCUUUGAGGGAAGUGCCAACAAGAUCGGCAUUGGCAUCAUCAGGGACGGAGAAGUGCUUUCCAACCCUAGACGGACCUACAUCACGCCCCCUGGUCAAGGGUUCAUGCCCAGUGACACAGCCAGACACCACCGUGCUGUCAUCCUGACUGUCCUGAAGGAGGCCCUGGAGGAAGCAGGGCUGAAGCCUGCGGACAUUGAUGGUGUUGCGUACACCAAAGGCCCUGGUAUGGGUGCCCCCCUGGUGACCGUGGCUCUGGUAGCCCGGACGGUGGCACAGCUUUGGGGGAAGCCGCUCCUCGGUGUCAAUCACUGUGUCGGACACAUCGAAAUGGGCCGACUUAUCACCAAAGCCAACAACCCCACUGUGCUUUAUGUUAGUGGAGGGAAUACACAGGUUAUUGCAUACUCAGAACGGCGAUACCGAAUAUUUGGAGAGACUAUUGACAUCGCUGUUGGCAACUGUUUGGACAGGUUCGCCCGAGUUAUUAAGGUUAAAUCAAAGAUAUCCAAUGAUCCCAGUCCAGGCUACAACAUAGAGCAGAUGGCCAAGAAAGGGACUCAGUAUGUGGAGCUGCCUUACACAGUUAAAGGGAUGGAUGUGUCAUUUUCUGGAAUUUUAUCUUACAUUGAAGAAGCCGCUCAUAAGAUGCUGAGCUCGGAUCAGUGUACUGCAGAGGACCUGUGUUUCUCUCUGCAGGAGACAGUGUUUUCCAUGCUGGUGGAAAUCACAGAGAGGGCCAUGGCUCACUGUGGCUCCCAGGAGGUCCUAAUCGUUGGGGGCGUUGGCUGUAACCUGCGUCUGCAGGAGAUGAUGGGGGUGAUGUGUAAGGAGCGAGGUGCUAAGCUGUUUGCCACAGAUGAAAGAUUCUGCAUAGACAACGGAGCAAUGAUCGCUCAAGCUGGCUGGGAGAUGUUUAGGUCAGGUCAGGUAACCAAACUUGAAGACUCGUGGAUCACACAAAGUGAGCUUUAACAUUCCAUAGGUACAGAACAGAUGAAGUAGAGGUGACGUGGCGAGACUGAUUGAUGGAGACCCAUCUUGGCGCUAAUGGAGCUGUUGUAACAGUGGGUGUAGUACUCCUAGCCUCUGACAUAGAUACAGCUCUGUUGCAUUUGAGAAUUUUCAUGCAGAGUCCUGCACACUCCUUACUGUUCAACCUGUAAACACAUCUGAAGAGCUCAGAAUGUUAGUCUCACAUUUAAUUUAUUGUAUAUUUGUUUAGGUUUUGUCAGACAAGCUAUGGCUGUUAAAAACAGGCUUGUUUUUUCACAUUUGAACACAUUAUGAAUUUAGAUCAGUCUUUGAUUAUGCCUAACAGGAGCAGUGUGCUAAAGUAAACAAGGCCAGAACAGGUUCUGUAUAGUAAUAAAUGUAUACUUGAUAAAGAAAGGCAAAAGAUGUUUAUUCAUUUUUAUUAUGCAAUACUGUUCACUUACAUUUCUCCAGUGUAUUUUUAUUUAAAUUGUCCUCAAAAAUCAAAUACUAAUAUGAUGACAACCAAAUAAAAGGAACACAGCAUUAAGAACUGGUAAAGGGUAAACUCCAUUGUGCCUCUAAACCGAAGAGACAUACAGAAAUUCUCUGCAUACAUGAACCAUAAAACUUGAGCAGGAAUAAGACACUGCUCUGCUUCUAAUUUGGGGCAGGGGAAUAAAUCACUCUGGUGAGGGUUUCUUGCACACAGGAAUUGGUCACAGAUUUUUUUUUUUUUUUUU